Molecule: messenger RNA, 2462 nt
Organism: Nymphaea colorata (pocket water lily)
Lineage: Eukaryota; Viridiplantae; Streptophyta; Magnoliopsida; Nymphaeales; Nymphaeaceae
Product: putative receptor protein kinase ZmPK1
Exons: 3
Coding region: 1-2367 (788 amino acids)
Biological process (GO): recognition of pollen; protein phosphorylation
Molecular function (GO): ATP binding; protein serine/threonine kinase activity
Source: RefSeq, a predicted model, not a curated record
AUGAGGAUCAUUACGUCGGUGGGAUGCAGUAGUCUCUUCUUUGUCAUGCUAACAGCUGUUCCCUUCAUCCUUGCCGCGUCUCGGCCUUCGAAUGCCCUGUACCGAGGCGGCUCCCUCUCUGUGGAGAGGUCUUCCGCAGACGUUCUUAUUUCAGAGCAAGGAACGUUCAAGGCAGGGUUCUACCAAGUUGGCGAGAACGCUUUCUCCUUUGCCAUCUGGUUUUCUGAGACGCUCGACCGGCAGAAGACGGUCGUCUGGAUGGCUGACAGGGACUGGCCUGUUAACAGCAGGGGCUCUCGGCUAUCCCUCCGAAAGAGAGGCGAUCUAGCCCUGCUGGAUGCAGACGCCAAUGUCGUGUGGACGACGGCCACCACCACCACCAACACCACCGCCGGUGCCGGAGAGGUAGCGGAGUUGUGGGAAACCGGGAACCUCGUGCUGAUGGAUGGGGACAUGAGAGUGGUGUGGCAGAGCUUCGACCACCCGACGGAUACAUUGCUGCCAGGGCAGCCAUUAACGAGGUCCUUGCGGUUAGUGUCGAGAGCAGCCGAAGGCAUUUACACCACGGGGUAUUACGUUGCUCACUUUAAUGACGACAAUGUGCUGAGCUUCAUUUACGAUGGGCCCAACACGUCCAGCAUCUACUGGCCCAACCCUGACUAUAGUGUCUUCCAAAACGGAAGGACGAGUUAUAAUAGUUCAAGGUACGCAAUUCUUGAUGACAUGGGACGAUUUAUCUCAAGCGAUAGGCUGAAAUUUUCUGCAUCAGAUUUUGGUUUAGGAGUCAAGAGAAGAUUAACAAUGGAUCUUGAUGGUAUUCUCAGGCUCUAUAGCCUCAAUCAUACAAUAAAAGACUGGGAAGUUUCAUGGAUGCCGGUUUUGGAGAGAUGUAGAGUACAUGGCCUUUGUGGGGAAAAUGGAAUAUGUGUUUAUAAACCAUCCCCUACAUGCACUUGUCCUCAUGGCUUUGAAAUGAAAGUUCCAACUGAUUGGAAUCAAGGAUGCAAACCAGAAUUCAAUAUUGUUUGCAAUAGAACCGAAGUGAAAUUUAUUCAGCUUCCACAUACUGAUUUCUAUGGCUAUGAUCUAAACUACCAAACAAAAGUAUCAUUGGAAGCUUGCCAAAACAUAUGCAAAAGUGACUGCAACUGUCGUGGUUUCGGAUAUAGGCUGGAUGGAGAGGGAAAUUGCUACCCAAAGAGCAUUCUCUUAAGUGGCCAAUCUGGUUCUCACUUUUUUGGCGACAUGUAUAUAAAAAUUCCCAAACAGGAGAACCUUACCGGCACGUUUGACCAAUCCAAUGCAGGUUGUUCAAAAGUAAGUUCACCUAAAAAAUUAGAUAGAGAUUAUGCAUCCGGCAAAGCACAGAGAGACUAUUUAAAGUACCCAAUUGGGUUUGUUAUAGCUUUUGGGGUGGCAGAAAUAAUCUGUGUGGCAUUUGGAUGGUUUUACAUUCACAAGAAAACAGUUGACCUUCGUAAUCUCAAUCAAGGUUAUGUGGUUGUAUCAAUGGGCUUUAGAAGGUUCACUUUUGAAGAGUUGAAAAAAGCAACAAACAAUUUCGGUGAUGAAAUCGGAAGGGGAGGGUCCGGGGUGGUUUAUAAAGGACUCCUAGAUGACAAGAGAGUUGUGGCUGUAAAGAAGUUAGAGGGUUUGAGCCAUGGAUCAGAAGCACAGUUUUGGAGUGAGGUAAGCACCAUUGGAAGAAUAAAUCAUAUGAAUUUAGUGACUAUGUUUGGAUUUUGUGCUGAAAAGCAGAAAAGGUUGUUAGUUUACGAGUAUUUGGAAAAUGGGUCACUGGAGAAGAACUUGUUUAGCAAUAGUACUAUGCUUACUUGGCAAAAUAGGUAUAAUAUUGCACUUGGUACAGCAAAGGCUCUUGCUUAUCUUCAUGAGGAAUGCUUAGAAUGGGUUCUUCACUGUGAUGUGAAGCCACAAAAUGUUCUUCUGGACAAGAAUUUUCAGCCAAAAGUGGCUGACUUCGGUUUGUCCAAGCUUUUCGAUAGAGGUGGAAAUAACAAUUCUGAAUUUUCUAGGGUGAGGGGAACAAGAGGUUACAUGGCUCCUGAGUGGAUUUUGAACCUACCCAUCACAUCCAAGGUUGAUGUUUACAGCUAUGGCAUUUUGGUGUUGGAGUUGGUGACUGGCCGAAAUUCCACUGGAUUUCAACAGAUAGGUGAAAAUGGAGAAGGGUACAAACAACUGAUUCCAUGGAUUAGAGAAAUGUCAAGCAUGGAAACUCUAAUUAAGGUGGCUUUGUUGUGCAUUGAAGAAGAAAGGGAUGUAAGACCAAGCAUGAGCCAAGUCGUGGAUUCUAUCACAGUUGCUUGCCUUGUUGUCAAAGAAAUGAAUGAAGAAAUUGAGUAAUCCCAAUCAUCUUACUGGUUGCUUGGGCAACUACUUUUGGUUGUUUGUUUUGUGCUGAUGUCAUACCUUAUGUUAUUGUGAAUUUAUUUGGGCAA